Molecule: messenger RNA, 1587 nt
Organism: Linum tenue
Lineage: Eukaryota; Viridiplantae; Streptophyta; Magnoliopsida; Malpighiales; Linaceae
Source: the annotation of a GenBank genome assembly
AUGAUGAUGAUCUCUUGCUCUUCCUUCUUCGACAUCCCUUUCCUCGCCACGCUGAUUGCACUCAUUCUUGCAGCCACCUUAUUCAUCAUCCGAGACCAUAGAAAGCUAACAAAAACGACCGCCGGUUCAAACUUGCCGCCGGGGCCAUGGAAGCUCCCCAUAAUAGGCAACAUCCACCAGAUGGUCGGCGACCAACCCCACCGCCGACUCAGGGACCUCGCCCGCAAACACGGGCCCGACGUGAUGCGCCUCCAACUAGGGCACCUUCCGGUCAUCGUAAUCUCAACCCCUGAAUCCGCCAAGCUCGUGAUGAAAACCCACGACCUAGCUUUCGCUUCGAGGCCUCAUCUCCUGGCUGCAGACAUACUCUACUACGGUUGCAAGGACAUAGGGUUUUCGCCCUACGGAGAGUACUGGAGGCAGAUGCGCAAGCUCUGCACCCAGGAGCUCUUCAGCGCCAAGCGCGUUCUGUCUUUCGGACACAUCAGGGAACAGGAGGUCUCCAAACUCGUCGCUUCUCUCGCUCUUUCAGCAGCUGGAGGGAAGCGGCCUGUGGAUCUCGGUCGGGCGUUUCACACUUUGAUGAGUACCGUCACUUCCAGGGCAGUAUUCGGUAAACCGCAAGAACUGACCGAUGCUUUCAUGGUCAUUCUCAACAACAUUUCCGAUGUUUUUGCAAGUUUCAAAAUCUCCGAUCUGUAUCCUUCCCUUAAACUACUGCCCGCCCUAACCGGUUACAAAGCUCAGCUAGAGAAGAUGCACAAGGCGGCCGAUACGAUCCUGGUUCGAAUUAUAGAUGAACAUAAAUCCAGAAGAAAGGUGGCAAUUAGGGAAGACGAUCAUGAUCAUCAUCAUCAUCAUCAUGGUGAAAAUGAGGAUCUUGUUGAUGUGCUUCUGAAUCUUCAUGAGCAACAGGAUAUUGGAGUUCCCAUCACAAUGGAGGUCAUAAAAGCAAUAACUUUGGAACUGUUUCUGGCUAGUAUUGAGACAACAUCAAGAGCAAUAGAGUGGACCAUGUCAGAAAUGGUAAACGAUUCGAGAGUGCUGCAAAAAGCACAACAAGAGGUCAGGCAAGUAUUUGGCAAUGACAUAAAAAAUCAUUUCGAUGAGGCAAGCCUUGAUCAAUUGAAGUAUUUGGAUAUGGUUAUCGCCGAGAGUUUAAGGUUACACCCACCAGCUCCUUUGGUGGCUCCAAGAGAAAAUAGAGAUAAAAAAGUGCAACUCAAUUUAUAUGAGGUCCCGGUCAACACCAAUGUCAUCGUGAAUGCAUGGGCGGUCAAUCGAGAUCCUCGUUAUUGGACAGAGCCAGAGAAAUUUUACCCAGAAAGGUUUAUGAACUGCUCAAUCGAUUAUCAAGGAAACGAUUUUCGAUUCAUUCCAUUCGGUGCAGGAAGAAGAAUAUGCCCUGGAGCUUCUUUUGGGAUGGCAGUCGUGAAAAUCACUCUAGCAAGUUUGCUUUCUAAUUUUGACUGGACACUUCCCGAUGAUCUGAAAAGCAUUGAUAUGACGGAAUGCUUUGAAGCAACACUCAAAAGACAAUAUGCUCUCCUUCUAAUUCCAGUUUUACGGCCGCCCGCUUUGAAUUAA